This is a messenger RNA of Synchytrium microbalum, 1395 nucleotides long. RefSeq lists its product as uncharacterized. Gene Ontology annotation, molecular function: GTPase activator activity. Gene Ontology annotation, cellular component: Golgi membrane. Gene Ontology annotation, biological process: regulation of ARF protein signal transduction; regulation of endocytosis. Lineage: Eukaryota; Fungi; Chytridiomycota; Chytridiomycetes; Synchytriales; Synchytriaceae. The record is from RefSeq and is a predicted model, not a curated record. The transcript is spliced from 8 exons. Bases 1 to 1395 code for a protein of 464 amino acids.
AUGACGGACACGUCAAAGAAAAGCUUACUGGACCUCCAAAAGGUCGAAGGGAACAUGACAUGUGUCGACUGUGGUGCCCAUUAUCCAGCUUGGGCGUCUCCGUCGUUUGGUAUAUUCUUCUGUCUAGAUUGCUCUGGUCAGCAUCGUGGUCUAGGAGUACAUAUAUCUUUUGUCAGAUCUGUGACUAUGGACCGAUGGAGUGAAGAUCAAGUUGCUAGAAUGAGAAGUGGUGGCAACAAGAAAUGCCUCGACUUUUUUCGAUCGCAAUCAGAUUACCGUCCCGAAAUGAGCAUAUCGGAGAAAUACCAAACAGAAUUCGCCAAAAUAUACAAGGACAAACUUACAGCCGCUUGUGAAGGUCGUCCAUGGAGUAUGCCUCCUCGGACAACGAUGGCUGGAUCAAGCCCUGCACGGACUGGUUCGCCGGCACGUUCGCGUGAUGAUUUGUCACGAAACAAUAAUAGCAGUCGAGAGAUGGGUAGAUCGGGCAGUCAGGGUUCUAUGAAUAAUGGAAAUGGGAAUAGUUAUAGUGGUAGUGGGAAUAGUUACGGUGGGAAUGGAGGUAGAGAUAGUCCUAGAAACAAUAAUAGUGGUGGUGGUAUGAUGCCGUCAAAAGAACAGAAUGAGGAUUAUUUCCAGAGGAUGGGGAAUGCUAAUUCUGGGCGACGAGAUGAUGUGCCACCAAGUCAAGGUGGCAAGUAUGUUGGAUUUGGAAGUCAGGCAUAUCAACCACAAUCAGCAUCAGCCUCCAAAACACCGAACGUAGAUGAUUUGUUAGCUGAUCCAGUAGCAACACUGUCAAAAGGAUGGUCCAUGUUUGCCGCAUCGGCUGCUGUGGCAGCGACGGUUGUUAGCGCUAAAGUUUCAGAAGGAGCAAAGGUAGCCAUGACCGAGGGUAGCAAAUACGGAAACAUUGCUCUUACUGAAGGCUCGAAAUUGGCCAAGAAGGUUACUGAAGAGGGUUCUAAAUACACUUCCCAUGUUCAGACCUUGGUUUCUGGGUCUCAGAAGAGUGGCAUAUUUGGACCAACCUCACCAGAAUCAACACGCUCACCAGACAAUUACUAUGACCAAGGAUAUCAACAACAGCAGGACUAUAAUGACUCUUCUAGCUAUGGAGGCAGCAAUACUACUGCUGGUCGAUGGGACAAUCAAGACGAGUGGAAUCAGACACAAGCGCCAGCUCCAGCCAUUACGAAACAAAAACAGCCGCCAGAGCCUGAUCUUCUCAGCUUUGAUGAUAAACCUAGUGUUAGUACUAUUCGAUCUAGUGAUAACAACUCGACGUCGUAUGGCAGUACAAGGAACAGUCCUAGCACGACAUCGAGCAAACCCAGUAGGGCGCCGGCCGCCAAGAAGACUGAUGGGUGGGAUGAAUGGAAUGAUGAUUUUUAA